Penicillium digitatum Pd1 is the source of this 501-nucleotide messenger RNA. RefSeq names its product RNA methyltransferase. Gene Ontology annotation, molecular function: RNA cap trimethylguanosine synthase activity. The record is from RefSeq and is a predicted model, not a curated record. Gene Ontology annotation, biological process: 7-methylguanosine RNA capping; 7-methylguanosine cap hypermethylation. Lineage: Eukaryota; Fungi; Ascomycota; Eurotiomycetes; Eurotiales; Aspergillaceae. Gene Ontology annotation, cellular component: nucleus.
AUGGCAGACGAAGACGCGCCUCCAGAGGUGCAUCACUACAGCAGCUUGCACGAAGUGCCCUGGGAUAUCCAGAACUACUGGGCACAACGCUACCGGAUCUUUUCCAAGUACGACGAUGGUGUGUGGUUGACCGAUGAUGCUUGGUUUGGUGUCACUCCAGAACCAGUCGCGAACGUAAUAGCUUCGCAAAUUGCCGGAUCAGCUCCUGCUGGGCGUAGGAUUCUCGUGGAUGCCUUCGCUGGCGCAGGCGGAAACACCAUUGCAUUUGCCUUGACUGGAAAAUGGAAACGAAUCUACGCGAUUGAAAAAAAUCCUGCCGUGCUCAAGUGCGCAAAACACAACGCAAAAAUUUAUGGGGUGGAGGACAAAAUCACUUGGUUUGAAGGCGAUUGUUUCGAGAUUCUCAAGAAUCAACUUAAAGAUCUGGCGCCGUACAGCGUCGUCUUCGCCAGUCCUCCCUGGGGAGGUGAGUUCUAUCGAAACUUUACUUCUAUGACAUGA